AUGGAUGAUAGAAAAAGAAAAAUAGUAAUAAAAGGCGCGAAUCUAACUAGAUCUACAAAAUUGUUUAGCAAAAUGAAUCCAUUUGUAAAAAUAAUCACCCAAAAAUAAUAAUAUCGUUCAUCGAUUAGUAAAGCUGCCGAAAAGAACCCUAUAUGGAAUGACACAGAAUUAAUUGAAGUUGACACUGGAGAGAAUAUAAAAUUAUAAAUACUAGAUUUUAAUUCAAGAGUAGAACCAGAAUUAAUAGCUGAAACAACUCUAACUAGCGAAGAAUUGUUAGGAUGUGUUCUAAAGAAAGAUGUUUUUUAUUAGCAAUAAGUUGUUGGUCAAAUAGAAUUAGAAAUAUAAAAAACAAUAAGAUAAGAUGCCAAUUAUGUAUAAAAUAGAGUACAAGAAUUUAUAAAUACUGUUUAAUAACAAAGCUUAGCUCCUUAAUUCUAGUAUCCAUGA
This is a messenger RNA of Paramecium tetraurelia, 450 nucleotides long. RefSeq lists its product as uncharacterized. The record is from RefSeq and is a predicted model, not a curated record. NCBI's taxonomy places the organism in Eukaryota, Ciliophora, Oligohymenophorea, Peniculida, Parameciidae. The transcript is spliced from 3 exons.